Molecule: messenger RNA, 3155 nt
Organism: Scleropages formosus (Asian bonytongue)
Lineage: Eukaryota; Metazoa; Chordata; Actinopteri; Osteoglossiformes; Osteoglossidae
Gene: ccdc126
Product: coiled-coil domain containing 126
Exons: 3
Coding region: 740-1198 (152 amino acids)
Cellular component (GO): membrane
Source: RefSeq, a predicted model, not a curated record
UCUCGAAUAUAAUAUAGUUCGUAUGUGUAACAUGAUUCUGAAGUUUUGGUUUCAUCAAAUGCUUUUACGUACUUUUAAGACAAGUCAAAACCGGCAUAGAAAAUAUUAAAGUUCACAAAAUUCUUCAAGAAAAUAUUAUGUUUCUGGAAGAAGGUCGUUGAGUGAUGCUGCAUUAGCUUAACUGAAAAACGAACUGAAAUUCAGAGUCACUGCGGAGACGUAAAAAAACUACAAAUCCCACAAAGCAUUAAUUAAACGUACUGUUCGUGUACGUGAUGACGCAGACGGAACGUAUUGCUGGGGAGAACGCAAGACGACUGGAAUAACUCAUCUUAGUCCUGUUUUAGCAGUGGGGUAUUAGAAGGGAAUAGGUGGAGGGCGGCAUAAGACAUGCCUAAUUACUAACCAGUCAACAAUUCAUUAAAACCUUUUAUUGAUGAUUUUUGGUUUUUUGUGGAAUCUCUACUUCUGAAAACGAUUUCCGACCUCUUUUCUGAACGUCUGAGCUGAGUGAGCUGCGACGACGUCGUCGAGCGGCGCUGUAAUUCUUUAAAGCUGUGUGUGUGUGAGAAUUCGAACAUGGUUAAGGCUAGGAAGUUCUGACAAGUGCUCCUCAUACGCACUUUGGGUUCACUGGGCCCGUGUGUCCCCUGGGAGCACCCGUCUCUGAGCUGACACGACAGGUGUCCUUGAGCACAUGGUCUGAAGACAGGCCGUGGACCCACAUCACCUCAGGACCAUGCUGACGCCGCUGCUGCGCAGGAACGUGUCGCAGAAGCUGAGCGUAUUCCUUCUGCUCUUCGGCCUGGUUUGGGGCCUCAUGCUGAUGAGGUACACCUUUCAGCGGCCACGUCACCAGAGUAGCGCUGAGCUGCGGCAGCAGAUCCUCGAUCUCAGCAAGCGAUACGUGAAGGUGCUGACUGAAGAGAAUCAGAGUGCUGCAGGCCCACAGGGCACCUCAAUGGCUGGAUACGCUGACUUAAAAAGGACCAUUGCUGUCCUGCUGGACGAUAUUCUGCAGCGCCUGGUCAAACUAGAGGGAAAAGUGGAUGCAGUGGUGAAUGGCUCACUGGCAAACAACACACACAACGCAGCAGGCCUUCCUAUCCACGCUCCUGCCACCUACCACAAGCCCACGAGACCGGAGACUCCCGUGGCACGCCCAGGGACACCCAGCAAAUCUGGUCAAGGGAGAUAGCGUGCUGCCAAUGACAAGGAAAGGGUUGCCUUUACUUGACCUUGGCUUCAGCUAACCACCUUAUUUUAUUAACAUUUUUACAAGAACAUUUUAAUCCAUUGUUUUUGCAUCCCUAACCUCAGAUUUGCAUAGUCAAAGCUUAAAUUUUUUCCUUUUUUUUAAAUUGUAUCAACAUAUCAGAUGCUGCAGUACGCAACAAAUUAUCCACAUUGUAAUUUUUCACCACACUUUUGCUGUGUUUUUUCAGCAAUCGCAGCACUAAUCAAAUUUCAAAUUGUCCUCUGUACUGAGUGCAUCUAUCAUUUGCACAUGAGGAUCUGCUUAGGUGUCCUGUACUUGAAUGUGUUACCAGGGAUGAGUUGCAAUGCUGGUUUUUCAGCAUCCAAGAGUAUGUGACGGCAGCCUGAUCGGAGUAUUCGGCUUGAACAUCAAAGCUGUGGAUAUAAAUGAUAAGAUAUCCAAAGAUUGUAAUUUGCACUCUAUGUGAAUGCUAGAUAUGUAUAUUUUUUUGGAUUAAUCAAAGUAAAAUGUAAUGUAGAAUGUAAGUUUUAUCAAACUCAUAAUUAAUAUAUGGCUAACUUAUCCUAGAGGAGUUGAUCUCCUCAAGUUACCAUUGGCCUUUAAAACUUUCACAACAUAGUUAAUGAUUACAUGUAAACAGUGAAGCCUUAGUAAUUUUUAAGAUUUAAUGGGAGGGAAAGCAUUCCUAAACUUUAAAAUAUUGUAGGGUAGACUAACCUGUGACAACAUAUUUUGUCCAUGCAAGCUUGAAUAGUGAUUAUUCAGUGGAAAAGCAAUUUCUGCUCACUGUUACAAAAUGCUUUGUUGUUUUGCAUUUUUAUUACUGUGGAUUCACUGACAACUUUCUGACCUAAAUGGUAUUCAUCAUGUUUUUGCAUUUUCCCAACUGCUGUAAGCUUAUGGAUGUACAAAUUUAUUCAUUACUAAUUGGAAUAUAGGUAUACAGUACAUAUUUCUCAUGAGCAUGUUGCAAACAGCCAUCAUUCAGGAACAUACCUAAAUAUUUGUCUAGAAUAAUGGACAGGCACUUAGCUUUUUGUGAAUGUUUUUAAGGGCACUGCUUUAGGGUUUUUCUCAGGAAAACAAAUUACACCAAGGAAAAUCAUUUAACAAACCAUUUAUUCAAGUAGUUGGAAAGUAUUUAAUUCCAAAGGACCUGUGUUUUUAUAGUAAUGAAAUGCACAUUAUUAGUUUAUAGCUAUAAAAACAGCUUGCUUUUCAAUACAGAACAACUAUACUGGUUUGUGAAGAAAAUCCACUUCUAGCUACUUACACCAGCUUUCAUUAUUAGAUACAUUGUUGUUUUAUUUAUAUAGUAUUUUUCUGUUUUUUAUGCCAGUGUGGUCAUGGCCAAUAAUGUGAUUUAUGACUCCCCCCUUCAAGUCCAAUAACUGUGUGCCUCAGGAGAGGUGAAUACAAGUAUGUAACUCCUCCAAUGUGACCUCUUUGAGUCACCUGUAUAUUUUCACUGUUACUGGCUGUAGGCAUCUGUUGGGUGAAGUAUCCUCCUUGAAGAGAAUUUGCCAAGCUGCAGCUGCAGACCUGCUCACCUGACUCUAGGUGUGAAGUGGGGUGAGAAGACAAGAAAAAAAUUGUGUUCAAUGAGCCUUCCUGUAACAAAUGAUGGGUGUGACAUGGUAGGGACUUGAACACAGGUGAAAACCAUGGGGUACGACUCAGUUUAUCCAUAUGUCAUUGGAGAUGACAUGACUGAUUGAUUAUGCUUUUUUUUCUCAAAUCUGCUGCAGUAAAGAUGCCUUUGAUCUAGGUUUAAGGUAUAUGUAUUUUGUCAUGACAUUUGUUUUAGAUGUUUUCAAACAGCAUUUUAAUUAGGUAUUGAAAUUUUCUUUUAUAUACAAUAUGAAGGGUUUAGCAUCUUUUUAUUAUGCAGCUUAUUGUUAGUUAUCAAAUGUCUUUGGAAAAUAAAGCUUUUAAA